GUCAGUCUUGCCUCCUCAGCUGGACUUGCAGAGGAGGGCGGAAUAACCACAGUCCGUAGUCCUCGAGGUACAAGCUCGCAAGAAGAGGAAGACGUUGACGUUUGAUAUUCUCGACUCGAGGAAGGUGUUUACUCUCUGUCCGCUCAAAAGCAAGCAGAAGGCGAACCUCUGGGCGACACAGUUGCUGUGGAGGAACGAGUGGAUCCUGUCUGUGCCUGCUGACGUUUGCAGGUUGACUACUGAAACAUGGCCCUGUUGACCCUGCACAGACACCCUUCCAUCUCCACCUCACCAGAUGAAAGCAGCCAAAGAAGAGGGCGACUGCAGAAAAGGGAGAGCUUCGCCCUGGUCAAAGGAGCAGUGGUCCUGCUUGAGGACGGUGAGGGGCUCCAUGAGGAGACUCAACCCCAGAAAGAAGAUGGCCAAUCCUCGGGCAAACAACACAGAUAUCUUCACGCCAUGCUGGAGCACUUGAGGCCAGAGGACAAUAUCAAGCUGGCGGUGCAGCUGGAAUCAGCCAACACCACCAGAGUCAGGUACCUGAUCGUGGUCUCCACCCUCGCCAACAAACAUGAGAGUGUUCUGCUGGGCAUGGAUUUCCCAGACUCAGACAGUGAUCAGUGCACCAUCGGGCUGGUGCUGCCCAUCUGGAGCGACACGCAAGUCUAUCUGGACGGAGACGGAGGCUUUAGUGUGACAUCAGCAGAAGAAACCAGAAUCUUUAAGCCGGUUUCAAUGCAGACCAUGUGGUCUGUGCUACAGGUUCUGCACAGCUGCUGUGAGCGGGCUGUCAGGGCCGCACUGAUCCCUGGUUCUGGCCUCGACUGGGCCCAACACUAUCACCAGCACAUAGAGUCAGACCGCAUUUGCCUCAAUGAGUGGGAGGCCAUGGAUGACCUGGAGUCGGUCCGAAAGGACAGCACUGGACAAAGGUCAGAAGAUAGGGUGUCCAAGGAGCGGCUCAUCAAGGAGAGCCUGAGAGACAUCUUACGAACUGAAGACCUGGACAACCUCACGUCUAAAAUGGUUCACAAUGCGCUAAAGUCACGCCUGGGAUUUGACUUGAGACCUUUCAAAGAGUUCAUUGACAAUGAGAUCCUGGUCACCAUGGCUCAGAUGGACAAGCCUUCGAAAGUAUUUGACUAUCUUUAUCUGGGUUCAGAGUGGAAUGCAGCCAACUUUGAGGAGCUACAGAAAAACAAUGUAGGCUAUAUAUUGAACGUGACAAGAGAGAUCGACAACUUUUUCCCCGAGUCCUUCACGUACAUGAACAUCAGAGUGUAUGAUGUGGAAGCUACCGACCUCCUCGCUCACUGGCCGGACACCUACAACUUUAUCAACACCGCAAGGAAGAGCGGGCAAGCUGUGUUGGUCCACUGCAAGAUGGGGGUGUCUCGCUCGGCCUCCACUGUUAUUGCUUAUGCCAUGAAGCAGCAGCGAUGGCCUCUGGACGUGGCUUUAUCCUAUGUCCAAGAGCGACGCUCCGUGGUCAAACCCAACGAAGGCUUCCUGAGGCAGCUGCAGACCUACAGCGGCAUGCUCACGGCGAGUCGAAAUAGCGCCCUCUGGAGGCGGAAAUCGCGAGACCAGAAGCAGAAGUCUGUGCAAAAAGAGGAGGGAGAGAAGGAGGCGGGUGGACAGGAGGUGCAGGAAGAGGGUGUCGCUGUGUGUGAUGGUGAAGAGGAGGAGGAGGAGGAGGAGGAGGGAGAAGAGGAGGAAGACACUGAGAGUACCGAGGAAGACUCUGAAGGAGAAGCUGAGGUGUUUGAGCCAGAAGCAGAAGCAGGGGCAGCGGCUCCAGCCAAGCCCAGCACGGAGAUCACAGUCACCGAGCCUGCCGUGGCGCCGCCGAGCGUGAACCGUAGCGGCAGAAUGAACCUGUUCUCGCUCAUGCAGUCCAUCAGCGAACUGGACGACGCCGAUGCCUCCUGCGAGCAGAAGAUGCCCAGCAGCCCGCGGCGCUCCCCGAGACAACGCAGGCGCAGCCUGGGUCGGAGGGGGCUGAUUCACCAGAAGGCCUGCGUGGAUGUUUCGCCAGAGCCUCGCAGCCUGGCAGCAGCCGCCGGGUCCCGGUCGCCACUCUGCUGAGGAGAACACAAGUUUGGACACAGACAAUCAUCUAAAGGAGCAGAGUGACACGCCAAGGUUUUCUAUCCAGCUUCUCUGAACUGUCUUCUCUGUUGCACUGCUACUGUAUGUUCCUGUGGUGAGGAGGGGGUCACCUCUGGCACUGCAUCGCUCCACAGAUCUCCAUGGAUUUACCUCAUGUUCACAGAUAGUCGUGUCUUCAGGUCAGGUAUUUUCAUCAUCAAACAAAUCACUUCAGAUCCAAUACAUCACAGACGGAAUGAGAUGAAAGAUUAUUAAAGUGUAGACCAGUUUGUUGCGCUGCAUGUAGCCGGAUCAAACAUCACUUUGAGACAGUAUUUAUCGUUUCGGCUGCUUGAAGGCAUCUAUGGCUCAGGAUGAUUUGAAUCCCUGUUAAAGAUAAAGAUCUGCAGAAAACCAAAGACAGACAUGGUUUUGUCAGCAGCCUCUCACAUGAGCGCAGCAAAUGUUACAGCUCCUUCUCCUGCGUCACAUGCACCAUAUGUGUUUCCUAUGCAACUUUAUUUUCCGCCGCGUUCCAUUCAACACUGUUUUUAUUGCGUCUCUGUAGUUUGGUUUCACCUGCUCAUUUAUGAGAGUAUUGGCCUUCAACUUGCUGUCUCGGCGGGUCAGACUGUGAACCAGUAGCUGUAUUGUCAUGUGCCAAGAAGAGAUCCGGUUCAAAGUCCCGAUCUAAUGUCAUCCAGUUUAUUGUUUGAGUGCCUUCAUCCUGAGAACAAUCCCCGGAUGUUUCCCUGCUGCGUCACUGGUGGCAGCUGAAUGUUGUCUCAGGACGAACUUUAAAGGAACACGGAGGAGGGAGGGGUGUUCACUGGUGUUUCUGCAUGUGUGUGUGUGUGUGUCAUUCAAAUGUCACGCUGCUGAAAAAGCGAGUGCAUGUUUUUAUACUGCCUGAGAACUAGUUAUUUAUACGAUCCACGCGGUCAUGGUGUUUAGUAUUUCACCCCGUCACCCUGUUAAGCUGAACUCUUGUCAUCUGCAUGCACUUUAUACUCGCACAGCUCCCACCACCUGAGCCAUCGCUGGACUCUGAUCCACAAGGUUUUGAAGAUGACGUCCUCGACUGAUUUUGAACUCGCUCUUGUUUACAUCUGGUGAAGUGACUAAUAAACUGUUGACUUUGGGAGCUUCUUUAUGUGAAACGGA
Synchiropus splendidus (mandarinfish) is the source of this 3255-nucleotide messenger RNA. RefSeq names its product protein phosphatase Slingshot homolog 3. The coding region runs from base 247 to 2088 and encodes 613 amino acids. Gene Ontology annotation, molecular function: actin binding; protein tyrosine/serine/threonine phosphatase activity. Gene Ontology annotation, cellular component: cytoplasm. The record is from RefSeq and is a predicted model, not a curated record. Gene Ontology annotation, biological process: negative regulation of actin filament polymerization; actin cytoskeleton organization; protein dephosphorylation. The transcript has 17 exons. Lineage: Eukaryota; Metazoa; Chordata; Actinopteri; Syngnathiformes; Callionymidae.